AUGAAAACUGACCGGGACCAAUGUGAAAAAUUUUUAGUCCCGGUCCUGGGACCACUUUGCAGUUCCCUAGGUAAAAGAAAGAAAUUAUAUGAUGAAAUGGUCAAAUCGAUUAUUGAUUUGAUACCGAAUUUCGAUCCAGUUAAUGUGAAAUUGGACUUUGAACAAGCGGCUAUUGGUAGCAUUGAAACGAAAUUUCCACAUACCAAUAUUAGUGGAUGUUUUUUUCAUCUGUGUCAGUCUGUCUAUCGAGCCGUCGUACGUUUUGGACUUAAAACAGAUUAUUCUGACGAUCCGCUUCUAGCUCAACAAAUUCGAGCUCUUCCUGCUCUGGCUUUAUUGAAUACGGACGACGUUAUCGAUACAUUUGAAGAAUUGAAACAGCAAUUUCCGAUCCAAAGAAAACCUGUCUUGGAAUACUUCGAAAAAAUCUACAUCGGUGAACACAAUCGAGCAAGUCGACCGCGGAAAAGACCUCAAUUUAAUGUGAAACUUUGGAAUGUCCAUCAAGGUACUUUACGAGGUGGUCAUCGAACAAACAAUAUGCUCGAGGGAUGGAACAACCGAUUUGCAUCGCUAGUCGAUCGUACACAUCCGAACAUUUGGAAAUUUCUGAAUUCGUGGAAAAAAGAACAACUUAUGGUCGAAGCCGAAUUAAUUCAAGCUGAAGCCGGGGUUAGACGACCAAAACGUUUGGUGACAGAACGUCAACAAAAAAGAAUUUUAAACAUUUUGAAUGAGUAG
Messenger RNA from Rotaria sp. Silwood2, 741 nucleotides. NCBI's taxonomy places the organism in Eukaryota, Metazoa, Rotifera, Eurotatoria, Philodinida, Philodinidae. The record is from the annotation of a GenBank genome assembly.